UAGUUUUUAUCUUCUGGAUAUGCAUGGUGUACGUUUUCUCAACAUUUUGUUUCAUGGAAAAUUUGGAAAGUUAAUAUCUUUCGUCGAACUUUCAAGUCAAGACCAUCACACACAGUUGAGGAAAAAGCUGUAUGUUCCUCGAGUUGAAGACAAGAAUAGUAAUAUGAGGAUGCUACACAUCUCAACGACUGAAGAUCUGAUAGCGAGUUCGAUGAAUAUAUUUGAACCAUCUCCAACAGAUGCUAGUGGAAAUCUUCGUGAGGAUGCUAUGCUUGCAAGCGAGCCGGUUGAUAUUUUUCUUUUACCUGGUGUUGCCUUCGACAGGCAGGGACAUCGUCUUGGCCGUGGUGGGGGAUACUAUGACGUAUUCCUAAAGAAUUACCAGGAGCUUGCUAAGGAACAGAAGUGGAAGCAACCUCUCCUAAUUGCUCUUGCUUACUCUCUCCAAAUCAUUGAUGAAAACGAGAUUCCAGUGACUGAAAACGAUGUUUCUGUAGAUGCUCUCGUCUCACCAUCAGGUCUUAUUCCGAUCACUCCUGCAUCAUUUAAGGAUUUGUGAUUAACGCCUCUCUUGUCACCCAAUCUACUAAUUAAUAACAUCACAUAUUGGUUAGAGUUGUAUUUAUUGAUCUACUAAAUUUUAUAUUAAUAUUGCUGUUACUUCA
This is a messenger RNA of Dendrobium catenatum, 665 nucleotides long. Its product is annotated as 5-formyltetrahydrofolate cyclo-ligase, mitochondrial-like. The coding region runs from base 20 to 559 and encodes 179 amino acids. Gene Ontology annotation, molecular function: 5-formyltetrahydrofolate cyclo-ligase activity. Gene Ontology annotation, biological process: tetrahydrofolate interconversion; folic acid-containing compound biosynthetic process. Gene Ontology annotation, cellular component: mitochondrion. The transcript is spliced from 5 exons. The record is from RefSeq and is a predicted model, not a curated record. Lineage: Eukaryota; Viridiplantae; Streptophyta; Magnoliopsida; Asparagales; Orchidaceae.